This is a messenger RNA of Helobdella robusta, 384 nucleotides long. RefSeq lists its product as hypothetical. The transcript is spliced from 2 exons. Lineage: Eukaryota; Metazoa; Annelida; Clitellata; Rhynchobdellida; Glossiphoniidae. The record is from RefSeq and is a predicted model, not a curated record. Bases 1 to 384 code for a protein of 127 amino acids.
AUGAAACUGUACAAUCAUCCAAAGCUAGAGUUGUUUACAGCUUCGGAAAAAAUAAUUUGGUCACGUCGUUUGGAGGAAUAUGGGAGGAAACUCUCGAAAGAGGGCAGUCUGAAUUGGUCUGACCUGAUGAGAGCUCCCAACCUUCAGUCACCCUCAGCCAUCCACAAACGAUCAACUGAUGCACUGGAUAGAUACUACCAACCACGUGCAAUGGCAAGGGACUACGACCAAUCAGGGCGUCCGAUGAGGUGGAGUUACUUGCCCUACGACGAAGGCAGAUACUUGAAGAUGAAGAACAACGCAAGGAUCGAUAAGAGGUUCGACUCCGUUGAUUCAUUCGCCAGUGACGUGUUUGGUCUCCUCGAUAAGAGAUCCGAAAAAUGA